Molecule: messenger RNA, 1038 nt
Organism: Pelobates cultripes (western spadefoot toad)
Lineage: Eukaryota; Metazoa; Chordata; Amphibia; Anura; Pelobatidae
Source: the annotation of a GenBank genome assembly
AUGUACAAGUCUAAUAGUGAUUGUGUGUGCAACUACCUGUCCUUAAAUCACACAGCGCAUACAUACCGUGUGUGCAACUAUGUGUCCCUAAAUCACACCGCGCAUACAUACCGUGUGUGCAACUAUGUGUCCCUAAAUCAGACAGCGCAUACAUACCGCGUGUGCAACUACGUGUCCCUAAAUCAGACAGCGCAUACAUACCGCGUGUGCAACUACGUGUCCCUAAAUCAGACAGCACAUACAUACCGCGUGUGCAACUACGUGUCCCUAAAUCAGACAGCGCAUACAUACCGUGUGUGCAACUACGUGUCCCUAAAUCACACCGCGCAUACAUACCGUGUGUGCAACUAUGUGUCCCUAAAUCAGACAGCGCAUACAUACCGCGUGUGCAACUACGUGUCCUUAAAUCAGACAGCACAUACAUACCGCGUGUGCAACUACGUGUCCCUAAAUCAGACAACGCAUACAUACCGCGUGUGCAACUACGUGUCCCUAAAUCAGACAGCGCAUACAUACCGUGUGUGCAACUACGUGUCCCUAAAUCACACAGCGCAUACAUACCGUGUGUGCAACUACGUGUCCCUAAAUCACACAGCGCAUACAUACCGUGUGUGCAACUACGUGUCCUUAAAUCAGACAGCGCAUACAUACCGCGUGUGCAACUACGUGUCCCUAAAUCACACAGCGCAUACAUACCGCGUGUGCAACUACGUGUCCCUAAAUCAGACAGCGCAUACAUACCGCGUGUGCAACUACGUGUCCCUAAAUCAGACAGCGCAUUCAAACCGCGUGUGCAACUACGUGUCCCUAAAUCACACAGCGCAUACAUACCGCGUGUGCAACUACGUGUCCCUAAAUCACACAGCGCAUACAUACAGCGUGUGCAACUACGUGUCCCUAAAUCACACAGCGCUUACAUACCGCGUGUGCAACUACGUGUCCCUAAAUCACACAGCGCAUACAUACCGCGUGUGCAACUACGUGUCCCCAAAUCACACAGCGCAUACAUACCGUGUGAAAUUCCAAACCUAUCAAUAA